Molecule: messenger RNA, 3066 nt
Organism: Clarias gariepinus (North African catfish)
Lineage: Eukaryota; Metazoa; Chordata; Actinopteri; Siluriformes; Clariidae
Gene: alg13
Product: ALG13 UDP-N-acetylglucosaminyltransferase subunit
Exons: 24
Coding region: 193-2892 (899 amino acids)
Biological process (GO): protein deubiquitination
Molecular function (GO): cysteine-type deubiquitinase activity
Source: RefSeq, a predicted model, not a curated record
CGAUUAGACGAGCGGUCGGUUCAGCUCGGGAUUGAGACUUUAAAUUUAAUUAGUGCUCAUUGGGAACACCUAUUCUUUUUUGGAACCCGAAAAAAAAAAAAAAACCUGUGACCUUUUCCCCUGGUGACCGACGUGAAGAGUUAUGAAGCUCGGUGAGCUUCGCGUUUUCUCUUGAAUACGGGUUUCUUUGCGAUGCAGAAAGCGUUGAAGAAGUAUUUCGUAAACAUGGACGAGUACCUAGCUAGUCUCGGUUUGUACCGAAAAAUGAUGGCUCGGGACGCGUCAUGUUUAUUCCGAGCUGUUUCUGAGCAGCUAUAUUUCUCUCAGAAUUACAAUUAUAAAGUAAGAAAAGACUGCGUCAACUUCAUGAGGGCGAAUAAAUGCAUCUUCGAACCUUUUGUUGAAGGGUCUUUUGAGAAGUAUUUGGAGCGUUUGGACGACCCCAAGGAAACUGUAGGGCAAGUGGAGAUUAAGGCUUUGUCUCUGCUUUACAGGCGGCACUUCAUCAUUUAUAGGUACCCUGGGAAGUCACCAACUGAGAUUGGAGAGGAGAACUUUGCUAAGAUUUUGCUCUGUUGCUCAAAUAAUGGCCACUAUGACAUUGUGUACCCAAGGACCUACCCAGUAAAUGCAGCAAUAUGCCAGUCCCUGCUAUACGAGUUGCUGUACAUUCAUGUUCUGGGCAUUGAAGAGGAGGAUCUUCAUAUGGCACUGGAUGGGUUCAGAGGAGGAGGGAGGCGCUAUAGAAACAGUCUCUCUGGGUGUAGUGAGGAUGCUGGGUAUGAUCCACUUGAGGACAGUGCUCUCAGUAUGCCCUACAUUAAUAGAGAGGAAUGGGAGCUAAGUGGUCACAACCGCUCAGAGGAAAAAGCUAAAACUGGAACUGAAGACCAAAAGGUUACAGAUGGGCCAACCAGGCUUGUUCUUCCCUACAAGGUACUGAAAGCGUUAGAGCCGGAGUUGUACCGCAAUGUGGAGUUUGAUGUGUGGCAUGACAGCCGCAAAGAACUCCAGAAGACUGAUUAUAUGGUGUUUGCUGGUAGACAGUAUUUCUUAGGGGACAAGUGUCAGGUACGUUUGGAUCCAAAGGGGAAGUACUACAAUGCUUUCAUCCAGGAGGUAGGGAAUCAUCCCAGUGCUGUGACUGUGUUCAUAGAAGAGCUAGGUGAAAAACAUUUGGUGUCCUUGACUAAUCUGAAGCCAGUGAAUCCUGUUCCAGCAUGGAAUAUUACACCAAGCAGGAAGAGCAAUUCCUACAACAAUGCUGAACAGUACACAGGAGACCUGGACCCUGAGCUGUGUGUGAGGCGCAGAUUCCUCAAGAAGUCUCGAGGUAAAGAGGUGUUGUUGACCAUGUCUUAUGCCCGCCCUCAAGCUGGCCUUCCUCCACGUCUACAACCUUGUCCAGGAAACCUGGCACCUGUGCGUGGUCCAGGAGUACAAGGCCAUGCUUCAUCUCAAACGGGUGUGGCCUAUGAGCACUAUCGCCAACACUCUCCAAGACCACAACGUGGAUAUGGUCCAUCCAGAAGCUCAGCACGUUUCUUGAAUAGACACCAUUUUAUUGGACCUGAGAUGGCCUACUAUGCCAGCCCUAGUAAACGCUGUUACCAGAGUUUUGACAAUUAUUCAUUCAAGUCUCGCAGAAGCAGGCGUCAGAUGCAAUCCGUAAAUAAGGAGUGUCAGUUUAGCUUUGUUCCAGAGUCUGGAGAGGAUGCAGAGGACUUGGAGGGGAGCAUCACAUUCUAUGAGAUGGAGGAGGCAGAUGAGAACGCUUUUUCUCCUGGACAAGCUGUUGCAAGUACCAUGGUUCCUGGUGCUGCUGCUUACUGGGUACCACAUGGCCCAAGCCCUAUUCCACCAGGCAAACAGCCCAUAACAUCAUCUGAGGAGGAUCCUGAUGAGAGAAGCACCACUGGAGGCCAUGGAGAAUACUCAGAGGAGUAUAUAUUUUCUGCUACUGAUGCAGGAUUUCAGCGUCCAACCGUUUACACUGCUGAGUCUAGUGCUAAUCUGACAAUUCAAGAGGGUGGAUCGCGUGCUGGAUCACCACAAGAGGGCGUUGCUACCUAUAGUUACUCACAACAGGUAGUGGUGAAAUCGGCAGUCAUUUCUUCCUCUCAGCCAGUCAACUCUGCCCCAGCUGCCAUUUUUACCUCUAACUCCUCUCCUACUUCCUCAAGCGUGAGUUCUCAGAGCUCUCCAAAUCACCUGCAGGCUUCAAACAUCACCCCAGGACAACCACCACCCCUACAUGCAGUCAGCAGACCAGCAUGUCCGUGGCUUGGGAAUGAAAUGGGAGAACCUGUCACUGUAGCCCCACCCCCACCUUACUCUUAUGACCCCAAUGGCAGUGAUCUACCUAGAGAUUGCAAAGUUCUUCAAUACUUUUUCAACUUGGGUGUGCAGGCUUAUCAUCAGACCUACUGGCACUCCAUGGUGCACAUUCAGCAGAUGUACCCACAGCCUUGUGGGGAGCCCCAGUUUCAGCCUUAUCCAGGGCCUGGUGCAUCUGCAAGCCCAGACCACAUGGUGCCCCAGACAUACACGGAAUCUGCCCGUUCGUGCCCACCCACUCAGGGUGAGACACCCAGCAAUGGCCCUACUAUGACUGUGGAGUCACCCACUGUGGUAGCACCAGGCACUGCGUUUUUUCCUUUGGUACAGGAGCAGUGCCAGCCAUCUUUGCACCCAUCCUUUGAGCCGUACAUGCCUGUGCUUUCCACCACCUACCACUACCUUACACCCUGGACUCCUGGGCCCAUCCCGAAUCCACGCUUUCACCACACACAGUAUUGUCCCUCCUCCCACACUCAUGUCAACUACAUUGCCACACCUUCCCCCACUGCACACUUUAUGGCCCCUGCACAGUUUGUGCCCCCUGGUAUGUAACUUUUCACUGUCCUGGUUUAAAUCACCAUGUCACAUAACACUUUUUCCUUAUUUAUACCUUCAAGCUGUGUUCACCCAUUUUUGCACUUGUUUGGGUUUUGAAUAAAUGUUAAAUAUUGGUUUGCUGUUUCUCUUAUUAAAGAGUUAAGUUUCCCUGUAUGUUACGUAACCAUU